Brassica rapa (field mustard) is the source of this 2004-nucleotide messenger RNA. Its product is annotated as dicarboxylate transporter 2.1, chloroplastic. NCBI's taxonomy places the organism in Eukaryota, Viridiplantae, Streptophyta, Magnoliopsida, Brassicales, Brassicaceae. Gene Ontology annotation, molecular function: transmembrane transporter activity. Gene Ontology annotation, cellular component: membrane. Gene Ontology annotation, biological process: transmembrane transport. The record is from RefSeq and is a predicted model, not a curated record.
CUGUUUAAUAAUUUAACUGUCGUCUUCACAUCCACUCAUCAUCAAUAGCUCUUCGGCGACAGAACAGAACACACAGCCACUGACAAAAACUAAACACUUCGCACGUCACACAUUCUCUCUCUAAUCGCCGGCGAUGGAGAGCUUCGCACUUCACUCUCUCUCCACCACCGCCGCUUCAUUCUCCCACCAUCCCUCACGCCUCUCUCUCCUCCGCCGCAUCUCAUCGAGAUCUCCGCCACCAACCAUCUCUCUCCCUUCUCUCCGAUCUCACUCCGUUCAGCCUCUCACCUUCCCUCUCCUCAAACCAAUCCCUCGUCUCUCCGCACGGAUCGCCGCCGCACCACGCGACAACAUCCCUCCUCCUCCUCCUUCUCAACCUUCCGAACCACCGUCCUCUCAACCGCCGCAAGGAGCGAAGCUCCUCCCCCUGAUCCUCUCCCUCUCCGUCGGUCUAAUCCUCCGAUUCGCCGUCCCUCUACCGGAAGGUCUCACCCCGCAAGGCUGGCAGCUUCUCUCCAUCUUCCUCUCCACAAUCGCGGGCCUCGUACUCAGCCCACUUCCCGUCGGAGCUUGGGCCUUCAUGGGCCUCACCGCUUCGAUCGUCACCAAAACGCUUUCCUUCUCCGCAGCGUUCUCCGCGUUCACGAGCGAGGUCAUCUGGCUGAUCGUCAUCUCCUUCUUCUUCGCUCGCGGGUUCGUUAAGACAGGUCUCGGUGAUAGGAUCGCUACUUACUUCGUGAAGUGGCUUGGGAAGAGCACGUUAGGUUUGUCUUAUGGGUUGACGAUUAGUGAAGCUUUGAUUGCUCCUGCGAUGCCGAGUACGACGGCUAGAGCCGGUGGCAUUUUCUUGCCGAUCAUCAAGUCGCUUUCGUUGUCGGCGGGGAGUAAACCGGGAGAUUCUUCUUCGAGGAAGUUAGGUUCUUACUUGAUCCAAAACCAGUUUCAGUGUGCUGGAAACUCUAGUGCUCUGUUCUUGACAGCCGCAGCUCAAAAUUUACUGUGUCUCAAGCUAGCUGAGGAGCUUGGAGUAGUAAUAGCAAACCCAUGGGUUUCUUGGUUCAAGGCAGCUAGUCUACCGGCAAUCAUAUCGCUUCUUUGUACACCACUAAUCCUCUAUAAGCUCUACCCUCCAGAAACCAAAGACACACCGGAAGCUCCAGGUAUUGCUGCUUUGAAACUCAAGCAGAUGGGUCCCGUCACUAAAAACGAAUGGAUCAUGGUCGGAACAAUGCUUCUUGCUGUCACUCUUUGGAUCUGCGGAGAGAGUCUUGGGAUACCAAGUGUUGUAGCUGCGAUGAUCGGUCUCUCUAUACUACUUCUCCUUGGUGUUCUUAACUGGGACGAUUGUUUAAGCGAAAAAUCAGCGUGGGACACAUUAGCUUGGUUUGCGGUCUUGGUGGGGAUGGCAGGACAGCUCACGAACCUCGGUGUUGUUACAUGGAUGUCUGAUUGUGUAGCCAAAGUGUUACAGUCCCUCUCCUUGAGCUGGCCUGCUGCGUUUGGUCUUCUCCAAGCAGCGUACUUCUUCAUUCACUAUCUUUUCGCAAGUCAAACGGGUCACGUUGGAGCUCUCUUCUCAGCUUUCUUAGCUAUGAAUAUAGCAGCAGGUGUUCCAGGGGUAUUAGCUGCACUUGCUUUGGCGUAUAACACCAAUCUUUUUGGUGCUUUGACUCAUUACAGUAGUGGUCAAGCCGCUGUCUACUAUGGAGCUGGUUAUGUUGAUCUACCUGAUGUAUUCAAGAUUGGAUUUGUGAUGGCUACGAUUAAUGCUAUCAUCUGGGGAGUAGUUGGAACUUUCUGGUGGAAGUUUUUGGGUCUCUAUUAAGAGAAGUUGGUUGUUAUUUGAAGCUUACAACGACGUUAAAAUCUCUGUUCAUCAUUUGGUUUCGGAGGGUUUUUGUUUCCUCCCCUUUUCAUUUACUUGCGAUUAGAAAAUACGACAACUCCUUGUAACAUAGAUAUACAGAGAUUUGUCACAUGGAGCUCUGGUCUCUUCUCUUUUUA